This is a messenger RNA of Bactrocera neohumeralis, 1889 nucleotides long. It is a transcript of the gene rush, whose product is annotated as pleckstrin homology domain-containing family F member 2. The record is from RefSeq and is a predicted model, not a curated record. Lineage: Eukaryota; Metazoa; Arthropoda; Insecta; Diptera; Tephritidae. Gene Ontology annotation, molecular function: metal ion binding; phosphatidylinositol binding. Gene Ontology annotation, cellular component: early endosome. Bases 798 to 1706 code for a protein of 302 amino acids. The transcript has 2 exons.
UAUUUAUUAACUAAUAAUUACGUAAAAGUUACGAAAAAUUAUUUAUUUUGUGUCCAUAUUUGCUUAAAUUAUGUAUGUGUGACUAAUCAUUGAGAUAGCCGUGAAAUGAGCGUAAUCGCCAUUUCGAAACCAAUUAAAAACAAUAACAACAACUGCAAAACGAGAAAUUACGAUAAAAGCCAAGAGUAUUUUCUUACACGGUCGGUCAUAUCAGGAGAAGUGUUGCCAAUAAGUUUCGCUAGUUUUUUUUUUAAUUAAUUUCAUUUUUAAUGUAAUUUCAUUGAUAAAUUUAGUUUUGAGCGUAAAAUUCACUCUAAUAAAAAAAUAGUAGGUUUUGUUUUUUUAAGUAAGACUAAUCACUUUGAAUACGGAAAAUGUAUUUAUUUUAAAAUAGUUUGGUUUUGAAAUCUGGUAGGACAGUUACGAAAAUGGUCAAAGCAGAAAGACAACAAAUUCCAAUUUCCAACUGUAAAAUGCAUAAGUGAUGAUUAGGAAGCAAAGAAGUGACUGAAAUAAUUUGACUUUUGUUCCUAUUUGAGCAUAUUUAAUUUUGUAUCAGAAACAAUUUAUUAUGCCUAAAAGUAAAAUUAGCACAAAUUUUGCUAAAGUGAAUAUUUGUCAUAAGUUAAGAGACUGUUGAAGCUGUUUCGGUGACAGCGGAACUGUAUCUCAAUUCCAACAAGUGCAUCGCCUACGUAACUACCCGUCUGCAAAAUAUACACUAUUGUUGUUCUGCCUUUGUAAUCUCUACUAGCCACACCUCAACUUUCAAAAAGUAUAAUUUUAAAUUGCACAACAUGGUGGAUCGUCUAGUAAAUUCUGAAGCUAAUUCAAGGCGAAUUGCUAUGGUCGAAAGCUGCUUUGGCAGCUCUGGUGUACCUUUAGCAAUUCCAGGACGCGUGCUUGUUGGCGAAGGUGUUUUAACUAAGAUGUGUCGCAAGCGGCCAAAGUCUCGACAGUUUUUCCUUUUCAACGAUAUAUUGGUAUAUGGUAAUAUCGUAAUAGGAAAGAAAAAAUAUAACAAACAACACAUUAUGCCAUUGGAAGAGGUAUCUUUGGAAUCUCUCGAGGAUAAUGGACAAUAUCGUAAUGGUUGGUUGAUACGAACCACAACAAAAUCGUUUGUUGUUUACGCCGCUACAAGUACUGAAAAACAAGAAUGGAUGGCACAUAUCAACAAGUGUGUGGAAGAUUUACUGCGAAAGAGCGGAAAAAAACCUGUGGAGAAUCACGCUGCUGUUUGGGUACCAGACGCCGAAGCCACCCACUGUAUGAAUUGCAAGAAAACACAAUUUACGAUGAUAGUUCGACGUCAUCAUUGUCGCAACUGCGGAGCAGUUGUAUGCGGACCGUGCUCAUCUAAAAAAUUUUUACUGCCUCAACAAAGCUCCAAACCUGUACGUGUUUGUACCGCUUGUUAUGAUCGUCUUUCUAAAGCGGUAAAAGCGGAAUCGUCCAAAACGAACCUUACAAAUGCUGGUGCAAAUUUAACAACACCAUCUUCCGCGAAUAUUGAUGGCAAUGGUAAUGGCACUGGAAAAAUGGUGGACAGUUCGGGUGAUGAUGAUUCGGAGGAAGAAGGCACUGGUGCAGCCAACGAAAUGCACGAUGAACCACGUUUCUACGGUGAUACAACAUUGUCGGCUGAUGAAUCUACGUCAUCUGCGGCGCUUAAUUCGAGUCACACACCUAGUGUUAAUAACUGAUGUGCGCAGUCUAAAUGUUUAGAGGGCGGGUUAUUGGACGCAGGUGGUGACGAACGCGGGAAUAUACACAGUCGAACUGUUACAAGAAGGAAAGGGUGUGACGAUAUGCAGCGAAAUAAAAAUAAACAAAAUUAUAAAAUUAAACAACGACAGCAAGAAGAAAAAACUGAAGUAAAUCAACCA